This is a messenger RNA of Camelina sativa (false flax), 1217 nucleotides long. RefSeq lists its product as uncharacterized. Lineage: Eukaryota; Viridiplantae; Streptophyta; Magnoliopsida; Brassicales; Brassicaceae. Gene Ontology annotation, molecular function: endonuclease activity; nucleic acid binding; zinc ion binding. The record is from RefSeq and is a predicted model, not a curated record.
UUGCUUAUAAUAAUUAUCAUCCAAGACUUUGGAUCACCCUUUGGUUUCUCUUCAAUCAAAAUGGCACAUUUCUCUGUGAGACUUAAGCUUCUCUCUAGCAACGAUGGAUUAUCCUCGAGAGACCAAUUCCGCCAGAGCCUUUUUUAUAUGGCCGGUAGUGGCUCUCCCUUGGUUCCGGUUCAUAAUAGGAGCCGAUUUAAGUUUGGUGCGAGAAUUUUCUCGUCUUACUCUUUUCCUUUGAAGAGAAAGAACACGAGAGAUUUCGAUAGCACCGAGAAAAAUCUUGGUAUUGACGAAGACAACGAUGAGUGGGAUUUUGAUGAUGGUUUAGAGACUGAUGAUCUGUCUUGCUUCAGAGGCUUGGUUCUUGAUAUUUCAUACAGGCCGGUAAAUGUGGUUUGUUGGAAGCGCGCAAUCUGUCUCGAGUACAUGGAUAAGGCCGAUGUUCUGGAGUAUUAUGAUCAGACUGUUAGUUCUCCUACUGGUUCAUUCUAUAUACCUGCUGUAUUAAGGGUUCCACAUUUGCUUCAGGUUGUCAAAAGAAGAAGAGUGAAAAACUCACUUAGUCGUAAAAGCAUUUUACUGCGAGACGAUUACACUUGUCAAUAUUGUUCUUCCCGUGAAAACUUGACCAUUGAUCAUGUUAUACCAAUCUCUCGAGGUGGAGAAUGGACUUGGCAAAACCUGGUAACUGCAUGUUCAAGAUGCAACUCAAGGAAAGGUCAGAAGACAGUAGAAGAAGCACAGAUGAAGUUACUCAAGGUCCCAAAGGAACCAAAAGACUAUGACAUUGUUGCAAUACCAUUAACAAAUGCAGCUAUAAGGAUGCUGAGAUCGAAUAAGGGAAUGCCAGAAGAAUGGCGUCGGUAUCUGGCGAAACCUUUGUCCGAGCCAUAGCAGUUUCUCUCUCAGGAAUCGAGGAACAAAAAAGGUUCACAGUUCACAGUUACGAAAGGUCGUUCCAUCUCGUAAAUAUGGAAUCGUGGCUCGAUCGCAUAUGUAGAUUCAUCUAGCUUAACUUCAAACUGUUCACAGUUUGUCGUGGACUUGUUAUAAUGUAUGUAUAUAUAGACAUAUAGUACGUAAAUAAUGUCAACCAUAAUAAACUAACAAUCAUGAUUUGAACUCACAAUUCAUGACGUCUGCACGAGGAUCUGGUUAACCUCUCUGAAUAACUUACUGUAUCCGUGUUGCUACUAUACUCCCUCUGUUCCUAA